UGGUUUGUUUACAAGGGCUAAUUAAGCCUAGCCUUAAUUACCGACAAUGAGUGCGCAUGCGCAAUAAAAGUACCGUCUUUUAGCCACGAGGUCAGGAAGAGAUUGUAAGCUUCGCGACAAGGGUAUAAGUAAUCAUGGGAGCAUACAAGUAUUUAGAAGAGCUGUGGAGAAAGAAGCAGUCUGACCUCCUCCGAUUCUUGCUUCGUGUUCGGUGUUGGCAGUAUCGCCAGUUGAAUGGUGUACACAGAGCACCGUAUCCCACACGUCCCGAUAAGGCCCGUCGCCUCGGUUACAAGGCCAAGCAAGGAUAUGUAAUCUAUCGUGUACGUGUCCGUCGUGGUGGUCGAAAGAGGAAGGUUCACAAAGGUCACCAGCUCGGCAAACCCACCAAUAUUGGUAUCAAUCAACUCAAGUUCCAGAGGAGUCUUCGCUCCGUGGCUGAGGAGAGAGCCGGCAGGUACUGUGGUGGACUGCGUGUGCUCAACUCGUACUGGGUCGCUCAAGACUCUGUCUACAAGUUCUUUGAGGUCAUUCUAGUUGACCCCCAGCACAAGGCCGUCCGUCGUGAUGCCAGGAUCAACUGGAUCUGUAAGGCUGUGCACAAGCAUCGCGAGCUCCGUGGAUUGACUGCUGCUGGCCGGAAGAAUCGUGGUAUGGCAAAGGGUCAUCGUCACAACAAGGUCAUGGGAGGAUCUCAAUGGGCCAAUUGGAGAAAGCACAACACGCUGUCAUUACGUCGUUAUCGAUAGACUGGCUAGCUUUUAUUGUGUAUUUAGUAUCCAAUGUAAGAUUAAAUGUGAUUUUGAGGAAUGAAGUUGAAUGGUUAA
Messenger RNA from Halichondria panicea, 827 nucleotides. Its product is annotated as large ribosomal subunit protein eL15-like. Bases 135 to 749 code for a protein of 204 amino acids. The record is from RefSeq and is a predicted model, not a curated record. Gene Ontology annotation, biological process: cytoplasmic translation. Lineage: Eukaryota; Metazoa; Porifera; Demospongiae; Suberitida; Halichondriidae. The transcript has 3 exons. Gene Ontology annotation, molecular function: structural constituent of ribosome; RNA binding. Gene Ontology annotation, cellular component: cytosolic large ribosomal subunit; ribosome.